GCGCCGAAGGUGCUGCCGCUGCACGACGACUUGAUCCCCGGUGAGGACAUCGCUCUUUCGAUGUGGCCGGAAACAUCGGCGGCCGACCUCAUCGAUGCGACGGCGUACGACAAGUGCCUCGCCGCAACGGGGCUGGCGAUCCUUACCGCCCGCGGCGACAAACCGACGAUCAACCUCGCCGACCCGCGGCGCCCGCCCGUCGCGGAGACGGGCCGCCGUCGGCAGGUCCUGCUCGGCGCUGCCGCGGCGUCGGUGAUCGCCGCCGCCGCAUGGUUGGCGUACGACCGCGUCGCGCAGCUCGACCGGCAGAUCUCCGAAAAGCAGAAGGAGAUCGCCGCCGCCGAGGCCGACGUCGAGGCCUUCGAGCCCUAUCAGUCGAAGGUCGCCGAGAUCGAAGAGUGGCGUCAGAGCGACGUCAACUGGCUUGACGAACUCGACCGGCUGAGCCAGAAGCUCCGCCCCGCGCCGCUCGACGCCAAGGACUUCCCGGUUGCGUCCGAUAUCCGCGCGACCCAGUUGAUCGCGACGGCGAUGCUCGGAGGCAACGAGCCGGGCGGGCGGAUCGAUCUGACAGCCGUCGCGCGCAGCUCGUCAUCGAGUGAACUCGAGGCGCGGCUGCGUGAUGGGAAUCAUCCGGUCGAGCCGAUCUCCACGACGGAGACGCCGGCGAAAGACGAGUACCGCUACAAGUACACCGCCCUUUUGCGCGUGCCGCCGGACACCGGCGUCGUCGCCGAUGAGGAGCCUGCGGACGAAUCGGCGAACGAGGACGUUGAAGGGGCCGGCGAAGUGGAGUCCUCCGCUGGCGAUACCGACGGGCAGGAGACGGGUGCGGCUCCUGUGGAGUCGGUUGAAGGAGGCGUCGUCAUGAACCAGCGCGAGAAGUUCUUGCUCGCCGGCGUCUUGCUGAUCGUCGCGGCGUGGUUCGGUUGGGGUUUCUUCGACUCGUACCAGGACGGUUACGCCCGCCGUAUGCGGGAGUUGUCCGAGCUCGACGAAACGCUGUUCAACACAGGCGUUGACGCCCGCCGUGCGCGGCAGUCGCUGCGAAAAUUGGAGAAGUUCCAAGAGCAGUCGCUGCCGGCGGACCCCGACGUCGCGCGGAGCGUUUAUACGGCGUGGCUCAUCGAUACGAUCCAGGCCUCGGGUCUCGAGCUCGGCUCGGUGAAGUUCGCUUCGGUGCGGCAGAACGAAGACGCUUCGACGUCGCUAUCGUUCACCUCGGUCGCCAGCGGCAAACCCGAGGCCGUCGUCAAGCUGCUGGACGCCUACUAUCGGCUGGACGUUCUGCACCAGAUCACCAAUCUCCAACUCCGCCCCGCGGACGACGAGGGGGAUGAGUGGAACGUCACGUUUACUAGCGUCGCGUUGAUCGUCAACGGCGCGCCGCGCGAGACGGGCCUGCCCGAGACGCCCCGUGAUCCCGCGCGGCUGGCGAAGCCGUCGGCGGGCGACUACGUGCAGAGCGUCGGCGGCCGCAAUCUCUUUGCAAGCUACACGCCCCCGCCGCCGCCCAAGCCGGCGCCGGUCGCGGUUGUGAAAGAAACGCCCAAGCCCAAACCAUCGCCGCCGCCGUUCGACGACGCCGAGCACGCCGCGCUGUCGGGCAUCGUCGGCUACGGCGACGCCUACGAGGCUUGGAUCGUGGUCCGCACGACCGGCGUCACGCUCCGCUUGCACGACGGCGACGCCCUGGAGGUGGGCCAGUUUAAGGGCAAAGUCGAAUCGGUCAGCCAGCGGGAGAUGACGGUCGUCGCCGAAGACGGGGCGAAGUUUACGGUCGACCUGGGCGAGAUGAUCGGCGAAGCGCAGAAGGCGUCGCGC
Molecule: messenger RNA, 1824 nt
Organism: Symbiodinium sp. CCMP2456
Lineage: Eukaryota; Dinophyceae; Suessiales; Symbiodiniaceae
Source: the annotation of a GenBank genome assembly